AUGGACUGUACGGGUGCUUUGCGCCAAAAGCACCCAUACAAAUUCAGCGGUAGUGCGGGUGCUUUGCGCCAAAAGCACCCAUACAAAUUCAGCGGCAGUGCGGGUGCUUUUGGCGCAAAGCCCCUAUACAAAUUCAGCGGCAACUAUGCGGGUGCUUUGCAUCACCACAUGGACUGUACGGGUGCUUUUGGCGCAAAGCACCCAUACAAAUUCAGCGGCAGUACGGGUGCUUUUGGCGCAAAGCCCCUAUACAAAUUCAGCGGCAGUGCGGGUGCUUUUGGCGCAAAGCCCCUAUACAAAUUCAGCGGCAGUACGGGUGCUUUUGGCGCAAAGCACCCAUACAAAUUCAGCGGCAGUGCUGGUGCUUUUGGGAAAGCACCUGCAUCACCACAUGGACUCACCCAUACAAAUUCAGCGGCAGUGCUGGUGCUUUUGGGAAAGCACCUACACUACCAUGAGGCAUUGGGAGCUGGUUGUACUCGUCAGACGAAUGACGGUGGGUAUGGAUGCAACUGUGGCGAGCUGAUGCACGGCAGAGCGGAACCGGGCGCUCGCCAUCCUCUUGCGAUGUUGAAACCGCUCGUGGGAGAGUGGUCACGUUCGUUUCUAGGCGGUGGCGGUGACUCAGUCGACGUGCAGGUCGCGGCUGAAGCUGCUCAUGCUGCGUCGACGAAAUGCACCGCCGAAGGGGGGGACGUUCUUUCGUGUCUCGUACACGUCCUCGCGCUGGUUCCUGUCGCUCUUGUCUCCGCAAUCUUUCCGGUGUCCCUCGCGGGGAGAAUAGGGGCAGGCCGAGAACAAAGAAGCAUCGCCGAGUCUCUCUUUGACACUUGGCGGACGGCAGCGACAGGGAAGCUCGUGUCGGCCGACGCUGGUGGAGCCGACACGCACCAGAUGGGCCAACUGCCGCUGGAGUUCAGUACCAACAUGAAGGCCAUCGCCGUGGCAUGUGUCCUCAGGUUUGAAGGUGGAAGUGUGGCAUCUGACUCUUGGCCAAUCGCCCGCGGUCGCAACUCUCAACUGGGCUCGGGGCUCGACAGUCUGGCCAGAUUCGACGCUGAACUUGUCAGGAUGCAUAUUCAUGCCUCCCUUCAUGGUACGGUGUACUCGUGUAGACAACUGGCGCUUGGCUUGUAUCACUGCGCACCCCGGGAGCCGUCCACCCCCCCCCCCAGACAAGCAAGGCGGUGCGAGGUGACGCAAGGCAGGGACCAAACAUGA
Molecule: messenger RNA, 1221 nt
Organism: Truncatella angustata
Lineage: Eukaryota; Fungi; Ascomycota; Sordariomycetes; Amphisphaeriales; Sporocadaceae
Exons: 4
Coding region: 1-1221 (406 amino acids)
Source: RefSeq, a predicted model, not a curated record